GCGACUAGUUAAAUUUCUUCUCACUAACUGUGAGUAGUCGAUGUCGGUAUUUUUUGUACGGAAGAUAAUAAAAAGUUUUCGUCUAAUUCGUUCUCUCUUCUUUAUUGAUAGUGUAAAGUUUAUUAAAUUGGGGAAAUCUAUUCGAAAUAAUAAGUAUAUAUAAUAUUAUAAAUAGUGUCAAAUGCAUACCUAAGAAUCAGUAUGGAUUUUAGAGUUUAACGUGUGAAUAUGUGGUAAUAGAAGUUUGGAAACAAUUGCUUUGAUUAUUUGUAGUUCUUUUUACUCGAUGUAUUUAUGUAUGUGUGUAUACGCAUUCAUGCAUCUAUAAAAGUUUAUUAAAAUUGUGGUACAUUAGUUUACGUCGAAGGGAAAAGUGAAGGCACAUAUUUUUGGCAAUGCCUGUCAAUGUAUUAAUGAUAACAAAAUUAGCAAGAAAAUAUUGUGAUUAAAUAAAAGCAACAUAUUAACAUUAAUACACAGAAGAGGAAAUUUCUCAUAAACCAACAUCCACCCCCCGCAUCGUUCGAGAGUAAAGUUCAGAAGUACAUACAUAUGUAUAUAAAUUAAAGACAAAAUAUAUAGUGAAGUUAAUAAUAGUAAAAACAUUGAAAUAUAUAACUAAAUUUUAACACCUUGUAAUAGUUAGAAAAUUGUUUAAAUGAGCCCAACAAUCAAAACAGUCGCCUGAUUAAAACAAAACUCGAUAAUAAAUGUUGGAUAUACACCACGUGUGAUAUGAGAUGCAAAGUAAACCUUAUCUACCACAAUGUAUUAAGUAGUACUUUCAGCCCUAAUGACUCUGUGCUAUUACUCCCAAUCAUUUACUUACUGUAAGAGCGAAAGAAAAUAUGUUACUUAUAAGUGCGCUCGCCCUGGGUUUUGUGGACUCAACAAAUUUCAAUGCAGGCAUUCACUUGGGCAUAUUUAAUCUUGCGACAACAGCGGUGGCUGCAGCCACAACGUCGGCGAUAAAUACAGCUGUUGCAGAAGAUAACGUGGACGCUGUGAUAAGUGGCACAAUGCCGAUAAUAUCCACAGAAGACACUCAUGUUAAAGCUUUGACAACAGAUGCUGUUAGUGGGACUUCAAUAGCGCAUACAACGACAUCAGUUGGCAGUAGUGCGGGCAGUGGUACCAUUACUUGGGAUAACAAUGGUACUCUUCGAUCACUUAAUCCAGGCGAUUGGUCGAUCGAACAGUGUGUUAUUUGGGAAAGGCCUCAUCAUCUUUAUUAUCAACUCGGGAAUGCCUUCUUUCUACUAGCAUUCUUGGCACCGCAUGGACCUUUUGGUGCAUUGUGGCUGAGAGCACUGAUCCUCAUCGGAUGCACGCUGAUGGCGAUGUAUGGCUACUUGGUAGAGUGUAAACCAGAUAUAGUGAUCUGGUCUGGACUAUUUUUCAUCGUCAAUUUCAUUUACCUAAUUAUUGUCUUGUGUCGAUUGCGACCUGUUCGAUUCGAUAAAGAAAUUGAAGGGGUAUAUGCCAGUUUAUUUAAACCCCUUCGCGUGACGAGACAUCAGUUCAAAAAAAUUUUGAGUUGUAUGAAACUAAUCCGAUCGUUGAAAUACCAGGAAGUGUAUGCGCAAGAGAAAAUAACCAAAGUUGAUAGUCUAUCGCUCGUUCUGUCUGGAAAGUUGGUUGUAUCACAGAAUCAGAGGGCUUUACAUAUAGUGUUUCCUCAUCAGUUCCUAGAUUCACCAGAAUGGUUUGGAGUAUCAACCGAUGAUUACUUUCAGGUAUCUAUUAUGGCUAUGGAGGAGUCACGCGUUCUUAUUUGGCAUCGUGACAAAUUAAAAUUAUCGAUAAUGGCUGAACCAUUUUUACAAUCAGUUUUUGAUCACAUUUUGGGCCGCGACGUUGUCAAGAAGUUGAUGCAAGUCACACAGGUAAGCGAAUCCAUAGCUAGUAAUGGAUUUUUACCAUCGGGCAGUUAUGAUGAUGCCGAAGACAAGCCCAUGCUGAUCAUGAAGAAGAGUGUGGAAGGACAUGGCUUAACGGCAUUAAUAAAUCGCCAGCUUCAGGAAGAGCAUGUACCUUUACUUGGCCGUACCUAUAAAUCUAAUACACUGCAUAUGGUGUCAAAUCAGCCAGUGCAAGCGCCAAAUCAAAAAUCUGCUUUAUCAUCUACUCGGCAUAAAAGUGUCGUACGCAAAGAGUUAACGUCUCCAUGCUAAUGGACAAUUGAUCACUCAGGCUAAAAGCGAUGCGAUCGAGCACAGCAGAAACGCAAACUCACACGCAAGCGUAAAUUUAAAGACGAAAUGCAUUUGCUGCGUAGACGCUAUAUUGCCGCCAACACCAUUGCUUCCACCAUCGCCCCAACUAUCAACGGCCAUCAUUCAUAUACCCACCAUUCAUUGCUAAUAUUCAUCUGAUCACACUACAGUUUUCUUAAGUUCGUGCACAACACGUCAUACGAGUAUGCACCUCAUAUGUACUGGAUAUGAGUUAUUAAAAAAUUAGUUUUUCAAAAAACACAAAUAUUGUAAACUUUUAUGUCGCCAUGUUAUGUUUUUUAGUUUGAUUAUUUUUUAAUAUAAAAAAAUGUAGUUUGCUUGUGCAGCGAUGGAAAAUCCGCUCUAAAGCUCAUAAUAACUGUUAUUAUUAGAUUUAUCCCAGAAGCGACAACUAAUGAAUCGAGUAAAUAAUUUGAAAUAUACCAAAAAGUUGAAACACAAAUACAUAUAUUAUAACUCUUGUGUAAACUACAUAUCGUCACCUAAAAUGCAAAAUAACGUAUGAUCAAAAAAUUCGAAAUUGAGUAUUUUAGUGAUUACGAUUCACUACUUCAAAAUACAUACGUACAGAUAUAAGUACAUAUGCCCAACAUUUGAAAGUUCUGCCACCAAAUAUAAUCUAGUUUUAACCAAUAUUUAAAAUUUGUUACAUAACAUGUUUCUUCCCCCAUAAAUUUCUGAAAAUGUUGUUACGUUAUUUUGCAUUUUAGGUGACGAUAUAUGCUUCUUUUUAGUAUAAAGAUAUGUAUGUAUAUAGGUACAUAUGUAUAUGUAUGUAUGUAUGUAAAUAGUAAAGUUGUAUACAAAACUAAUUAAAGCGUCUAGAAGCUCAAUUUUGCGAGUUUGUGUUUAAUAUAUAGUAUAUGUAACUACGUAGAAAUAAAUUUAACUACUUAAUGACAAAUUAA
Messenger RNA from Bactrocera dorsalis (oriental fruit fly), 3145 nucleotides. It is a transcript of the gene bves, whose product is annotated as blood vessel epicardial substance. The coding region runs from base 849 to 2174 and encodes 441 amino acids. Gene Ontology annotation, molecular function: cAMP binding. Lineage: Eukaryota; Metazoa; Arthropoda; Insecta; Diptera; Tephritidae. The record is from RefSeq and is a predicted model, not a curated record. The transcript has 8 exons. Gene Ontology annotation, cellular component: sarcolemma.